AUGAAGCGCCGCCGCCUCCCGUCCGUUCUCUUCCUCCUCGCGCUCGCGCUCCUGUCCCUCGCCUUCCGCCGCUACCUCUCCCUCCCCCUCCCCAUAGGCGCGUCCCGGUUCGCCGGGGGCAGCGACGCCCUGCUCCGGCGCCUCGCGGCCAUCGACGUCGGCGGGGACCAGAUCCUAGCCGAGGCGGCGGCGCUGCUCGCCAACGCGUCGGUGUCCACCUUCCCCAGCCUCGGCAACCACCACCGGCUCCUCUACUUGCGCGUCCCCUACCGCAGCAACGCCACCUCGGCGCCGCGGCAGCGGACCGUGUCCCGGCUCCGCGUCCCGUUCCACGGUGUCCCCAGCGACGCCACCCUCCUCGCCGCCUUCCGCGCCUCCCUCCGCGGCUUCCUCCUCGCGCGCCAACACCACCGACACCUCCACGACGUCGCGGGCGCCAUCGCCAACCUCCCCGCGCUCCUCCUCGGCCGGGGGGGCCGCCGGCGCGCCGCGACGUGCGCCGUGGUUGGGAACAGCGGGAUCCUCCUGGGGUCCCGCCGGGGUGCGCAGAUCGACGCGCACGACCUCGCCAUCCGCCUCAAUAACGCCCGCGUCGCGGGCUUCGCGCGCGACGUCGGCGCCCGGACCGGCGUCUCCUUCGUCAACUCCAACAUCCUCCACCACUGCGCUAUCCACUCCGCCGUCACCACGCCCGGAUGCGGCUGCCACCCCUACGGCCGCGCGGUCCCGCUCGCCAUGUACGUCUGCCAGCCCGCGCACCUCCUCGACGCGCUCAUCUGCAACGCCACGGCCACGCCCGAGUCCCCGUUCCCGCUGCUCGUCACCGACGCGCGCCUCGACGCGCUGUGCGCGCGCAUCGCAAAGUACUAUUCCAUGCGCCGCUUCGUGGCCGCCACGGGGCAGCCGCCCAGCAACUGGACCCGGAGCCACGACGAGAGGUACUUCCACUACUCGUCGGGCCUGCAGGCCGUGGUUAUGGCGCUCGAGGCGUGCGAGGAGGUGAGCUUGUUCGGGUUCGGCAAGGCGCCCGGGGCCAAGCACCAUUACCACACCAACCAGAAGAAGGAGCUCGACCUGCACGACUACGAGGCUGAGUACCAGUUCUACCGCGACCUCCAGGAACGGCCGGAGGCAGUGCCGUUCCUCGACGAGGUGCCGGCCUUCAAGGUGCCGCCGGUGAAGCUCUACCUGUGA
Miscanthus lutarioriparius is the source of this 1194-nucleotide messenger RNA. NCBI's taxonomy places the organism in Eukaryota, Viridiplantae, Streptophyta, Magnoliopsida, Poales, Poaceae. The record is from the annotation of a GenBank genome assembly.